Messenger RNA from Monopterus albus (swamp eel), 1577 nucleotides. RefSeq names its product secretory carrier membrane protein 2 (gene scamp2). The transcript has 9 exons. The record is from RefSeq and is a predicted model, not a curated record. Bases 122 to 1150 code for a protein of 342 amino acids. NCBI's taxonomy places the organism in Eukaryota, Metazoa, Chordata, Actinopteri, Synbranchiformes, Synbranchidae. Gene Ontology annotation, biological process: protein transport. Gene Ontology annotation, cellular component: recycling endosome membrane; trans-Golgi network membrane.
CGCCUGCGCACUCAACGUCAUUCAAGGAAGUGGAUAGAAGAGGCAACUGAAGCGACAGAGGAGAGUAGGUUGUUUAUUCCCCGUUCAGAUUCAGGUUAAAACUUUCUUCAGCCUGUUCACAAUGUCGGGAUUUGAUAACAACCCGUUCGCAGAGCCUGCUAACGAGAACCCUUUCAAUGAUCCUUCUGUCACACAAGUGACCAACUCUGCCACUGAACCAGUUGACCAGUACAGCCCUUUCGGUGCCCAUUCCACAGAAGGCCUAGCUACAGGUACCACCCCAGCCUCCACCUCCCCCUACCAGCCUGCUGUAUUACAGCCAUCUACAGAGCCCAGUCCACAGGCGACUGCUGCUGUGGCUCAGGCCAACCUGCUGAGGCAGCAGGAGGAGCUGGAGAGAAAAGCUGCUGAGCUGGACCGCAGAGAGCAGGAGCUUCAGAGCAGAGGCGCAACAGGUAAAGAGAACAACUGGCCUCCACUUCCUAAAAUGUGCCCCAUCAAACCAUGUUUCUAUCAGGACUUCUCUGAGGAAAUUCCCCUCGAGUACCAGAGAGUCUGCAAGAUGAUGUAUUAUCUCUGGAUGUUCAACUGUAUGACACUGUUCCUCAACCUGCUGGCAUGUCUGGCUUACUUCACCACUAGUACAGAAUUUGGUGUGGACUUUGGUCUCUCUAUUCUCGGUGAAUAUGGUGUGGACUUUGGUCUCUCUAUUCUCUGGCUCAUUCUGUUUGCUCCCUGCUCCUUCCUCUGUUGGUACCGGCCCGUCUACAAGGCCUUCAAGACUGACAGUUCCUUCAGCUUCUUCUUCUUCUUCUUUGUGUUUUUCUGCCAAGUGGUGAUCUUCGUCAUCCAGUCUGUAGGCAUCCCCAAAUGGGGGAACAGUGGUUGGAUCACUGCCAUCGAGGUCAUCUCUGUCAACAAGGCAGUGGGAGCCAUCAUGAUGAUAGUGGCCAUCCUCUUCACCAUCUGCGCUGUGCUGUCCAUCAUCCUGCUCAAGAUGGUUCACAGCAUGUACCGCCGGACUGGGGCUAGUUUCCAGAAGGCCCAACAGGAAUUCUCACAUGGCGUCUUCACCAGUAAAACCUUCCAAACAGCUGCCACUGGUGCAGCAUCCUCCGCUGCCCAGGGAUCCUUCCAAAGAAACAAUUAAGAGUAGAGUGAGUUAAGCUAAGCUCCAUUUAACAGGCCAGGGUCUAUAUGUUAUCAGGUCAAGAUGAUAAAUGCUGAAUCCAUGAGGAGGUUUAAGUUCACUGAGACCUAAACCAAAAGUAACAGUGACUCCUCCUGGAAGUUAUUGGUACUCUGGGACCCGGUGGCUGCUAAAUUAUAAUCUAACCUUAUAAUAUAUAAACCUUGAGCUAGGUUAGGCUACAUUAUUAGCCUCCCUCCUUUUGCCCUCACCAUCAGUGCACAUAUAUCUCCCCUUGUUAACUUUUGAGAGGGAAGGCCCACACCAAGUGCACUUCGAGGUGGAAAGCAUGAAUGAACUUGACUGAUUGCUGGCUUUGUAUAUUUUGUGCGCACUUUUUGGCAAUGCUCUUCACAGUGUGUGUGUGUGUGUGUGUGUGUGUGUGUGU